Lachnellula hyalina is the source of this 1416-nucleotide messenger RNA. Its product is annotated as UNC93-like protein. Bases 1 to 1416 code for a protein of 471 amino acids. NCBI's taxonomy places the organism in Eukaryota, Fungi, Ascomycota, Leotiomycetes, Helotiales, Lachnaceae. The transcript is spliced from 4 exons. The record is from RefSeq and is a predicted model, not a curated record.
AUGGCAGAUAUCAAGCCCGGGUCUGUUGACCCCGAAUCUACCUCAGACAAUGAAGCUCAGCCCGUAACUAGCGAGUACAUCAAACCAAAAUGGUACCGCUCAACCUUCUACAACGCCCUCAUCCUCGGAAUCUGCAACUUCCUCGCCCCCGGCAUCUGGGGCGCAAUGAACUCCCUCGGUGCAGGCGGUGAAGAAAAGCCCUACCUCGUAAACGGCGCCAACGCUUUAACCUUUGGCCUAAUGGUCGUCUCGUGUUUCCUAUCCCCCAUCCUCGUACGUCGAGUCGGCAUAAAAUACGCCUUGGUUUUCGGGACCAUGGGCUAUGCUCCCUACGCUGCCGGUUUGUAUACCAAUAACCGCUUUGGCACGGAAUGGUUUGUGCUGUUCGGGGCUGCGCUUUGUGGGAUUAGUGCCGGGGUGUUCUGGAUGGCCGAGGCGGCUAUAGCGUUGAGUUAUCCAGAGCCGUACAACCAGGGGAAAUUCCUUGGUUUCUGGUUGAGCUUUCGAGUCGGGGGGCAGAUCUUGGGGGGAGCCAUCAACCUAGGGAUGAACGCCGAUAAUAACCACGCCGGGAAAGUUUCGUAUAACGUAUACCUAGCGUUUAUUGCUCUCCAAGCGCUAGGUCCGUUCGCGGGAUUGCUGCUCAACAAGCCGGAAAAGGUCCAAAGAAGUGAUGGGGUUCCCGUCAAGCUGGCAAUCACGGGAGGCUCGAAAGCUGAGCUAACAGCCUUGAUCAAAUUAUUCUUCUCCCGAAACUUCCUUCUCAUCAUUCCGCUCAUUGCGCAGGGCGUGUACACUGAAGCCGUGAUGUUCACAUUCGAAGCGCUCUGGAUGACAGUCCGCGCCCGUGCCCUCGGCUCCUUCCUUUCGGGAAUCGUUGCCUUGAUUGCCGGCAAUAUUCUUGGGUCUUUCCUCGAUUGGACGAGAUUGAGAUUGAAGGUUAGAGCGAGGGUUGCGUUUUUCGUCAUCUUGGGACUUCAGGGCGGGUGGUGGAUUUGGGCAACGAUACUGGUUACUGAUUAUAACAAGACAAAGCCGACGUAUGACUGGGUGGAUCCGGGAUUUGGCAAGACGUUUGCGUUGUUUAUUUUCUGGGUCACAGGGUUUCAGUUGAAUUAUAUGUUCCUAUAUUUCGUUGUUGGUGAGCUUGCUGGCUCAGACGCCGAAGUGAUUCGGAUUGCAGGCUUGCUCAGAGCAACGGAAUCCGCAGUACAAGCUGUUAGUUACGGACUAAACAGCAUAAACAGCUUUGCGGGUACUGGUGGCGUGUAUCUGAACUUCGGUCUCUGGGGCUUGGCACUUCUUCCUGGUUGGUUAAUAGUCAAGGAAAUAGGAGUCACAUUAGGAGACAAGAAGGUGGAACGAGAAAAGGCACAGGUUCAGGCUCAGGUUAUACCUAUUGAUGAAAAGAACUGA